Messenger RNA from Hippocampus zosterae (dwarf seahorse), 9339 nucleotides. It is a transcript of the gene atxn1l, whose product is annotated as ataxin 1-like. The record is from RefSeq and is a predicted model, not a curated record. Gene Ontology annotation, molecular function: protein binding; RNA binding. Gene Ontology annotation, biological process: anatomical structure development; regulation of DNA-templated transcription. The transcript is spliced from 3 exons. Lineage: Eukaryota; Metazoa; Chordata; Actinopteri; Syngnathiformes; Syngnathidae. Gene Ontology annotation, cellular component: nucleus. Bases 734 to 3136 code for a protein of 800 amino acids.
ACAUUUUUUUCACAACUAAUCUAAUGACUGCGAUAAUUAGUGUGACGGUGUAGUUGACGCCCAAACACGCAAAGUGUGGCAACUGUGGAUAUACAGUAUUUAUUUUUGCCAAUAGAAAAAAAAAAUUAACCGUUUUUCGUGAAAAACCCUUAUUGUCUUAAAUGAUAAUUGACGCCGCCACAAUUUCUUUUUCAAUACAACCGAGUGCGCGUCAAUUGUUCGCGGUAGAUCGCUAAUUGCGAGCCAAUCCAGUCACUAUCCCCGCGAAUUCCAUGAGUCCCUCAUUACAGCAACCACAAACUGAUAACAAUUUCAACUACGAAUGGACAACGUGAUGUUAUGUGAGUCAUCCUGAAGGACGCUGUAGAUUUCUGACCGAAGUGUUAGUUUGAACUAUGUAAGUGCAACGGGGCAUCAAAACGUACUACUAAGACACAAAAACAUGAGUCACUUGUAAGGCGAUAGCAUCAACCUGAUGACGUCAUAUGUGAGCGCCUCCGCUGGCCUUCGAGAUGGGCUCGACUUCUGAGCCUUGAUUUUUGUCACACAUCGCUCAUCCUCUCUCCUUAUUUCCAACCCUCAGCAAAGUCCUUCCGCGAUGACAAUUGGAGGAGAAUUGCCAGCGGAAGUCAGCCCGGGGAUUUCAGAGCUGGUGCCUGCGUGGCUCGACUGGCUUGCGAGUGUCUGCCCCUGCGGCGUGCAGUGAAUUUACUUUGUCGGACUCAACGUUGCGAUGAAACCGGCUCAGGAACGCAACCAGGAGUGUCUGCCUCCUAAGAAGAGGGACCUGCCUGUUCGUAACUGUGGCGGCACUGCAGGGAUACCAGGAGCGGCGUCUACCGUUGAAAGAGGAGGAGGAAGUGUGGGUGCCAGCGGUGGAGGAAGCACUGUUGCAGAGGAUGAAGUGGGCUCCAUCUCGAACUGUGCAGCCAACAGUGACUCUCAGGGAGGGCCUCCGUCCGGGGAGUGGCUGCGAGCUCAGCCAGGACUUCACUACGGCGUGGACACUUCUGAGGGCAUAUCAGCAGUGCCAGUAGACCAAUACAGUAUGCUUUAUAAAGUGGCUCUACCGUCUGUUACAUACUCGCCCACCAGUCCUCACACAGUGUUAAGCCACAUCUCUCCAGCCUACACUGUACACUCGCCCCUCCUGCAGCAUCCGGGCCUUCCUUAUCCUCCUCUGGGCUACACGCAGCUCCCUCAUUCCUCCCUCCAGUUCGUCAGCUCCCCGUAUGCGGCCUUACCGUACGCUUUGCCCCCAGGCUUUGUCCCCGGUUCAUUAAUUUCACCUUCAGCGACCAUCUCUCAGGCCCAUGCCGUGUCGCACCUCGUCCCUUACCAGUCUGUCAUACAAGAAGGUGUGGUCUCACCACCUCCUCAGGCUCAGGUAGCCACUCAUACCUUUGCCAAAGUUUCUGCAUCCGGCAGCGUUCCGCUGAUGCUGCCUACAGAGCAGGCCGCCCAGCAGCAACUCGGGGCUGUCGGCGUCUUGUCCGGCGCAGAGCUCACCUCGCGGGGCUUGCCGGUCUUCUACCAUCCUCAGGGUGCUGCCAGAGCCAUCGCCGCCUCCAGGGACACCCACAGUGUGCAUCAGGAAAAGGAGCCAGAGAUAAAUGGAGGUGAUAAGGACCGCGGGGGCAGGGAACUUGUGUUGGACUCGCUCUACCCAAUCAGGAACACGCGAGUGCAGCAAGUAGCCGCCCUACCCGGAGCGCACGAGACCAACCAGAAACGCAAGCUGAGCUCACCCUGCCAUCGCAGCACUCCAGACAGUGACCUCGAGGUGCAGCAGGUGGUUGGCAGUUUGACCUCCUCCUCCUCCUCCUCCUCCUCCAACCAAGGUGUCAGCGGAGGGCGUAAAGAGGUCUCCUUCGCCCCCAUGAAUCUGUCGCAGAGUAUGCAGCGAGCCAGAGAUGUCCACGGAGAAAACCCGGCUCUCGCUUCUGGCCAGUCCGGGUACCUGGUCCAACAUGUAAGCUACGGUGAGCCCAGAGUGAGUGGACUGCAGCAGCAAAAACAACAUGCGGGUCCGCCGUCCCACGCUGUCAUGCUAGCCAAUGGGCAGCCGAUGCUCGUCCCUGUGGAGUAUCACCCACAGCCUCAGCAACAGGCCAAUGACAGCUCUCCUAAGUCCUCCCUUAAAACCUCAGAUCUUUCAGGCCGGGCGUGCCUCCCUGAGAGGGCCGUGGGUGAGCCGGUCAUACCUCAGCAGCAGCCCCCCGCUGAGGUGACCCAGGUCUUAGCUCCAAGCACUGUCCCCGGACCAGCCACUGCCAACCCGUCACACUUCAUGAAGGGCGCCAUUAUCCAGCUGGCCACUGGGGAGCUGAAGCGCGUGGAGGACCUGCAGACUCAGGACUUUGUGCGCAGCGCUGAGCUUAGUGGGGGUCUGAAAAUCGACUCAAGCAUGGUGGUGGACAUUCGCGCCAGCCAACAGAGGCCCGAUCUCGUGACGCUGCACUUUACCGUGGGGGAGCAGCAGAGCAAAGUGACCAUCGAUGUACCCCCGGAGCACCCUUUUUUCGUGUUUGGCCAAGGCUGGUCAUCCUACAGCCCGGACCGCACAGCACAGCUUUACGGCCUGGCCUGCCAUCAGAUGCAAGUUGGGGACGUGUGCGUGUCCAUCACACUGCAGCAAAAAGCCGCCGUGCAACACCAUCACCCCCAACAGCAGAAUGUGGCUAGGACGUUGAGCAAAAGCGCUUCUGCGUCGGAACCCGUUCAGCAGGUCAUGGGGCCGCCCGCCCCGCAGCACUCGCGUCCUCAGACUCAUUUCAGGGCAGAGCGCAUGCACAGAGACAGGCCGAGGGAGGCGGAGAAAGACACGGCGGACAAGGAAGAAGCCACACACCACCCCGAGCCCCACGUCAGACCGAGUCGGACCUCAGGCGAGCACCCCAGGAGUCAGGGCGGCUACCAGUUGCACACGGAUGCCUCUGCCUUGGCGGGUGCCGCCAUGGGGGCCGUGCUUGGUGCUUCUCAGAGGCGCUGGUCCUCACCUGGCCUCCAAAGAUACAGUACGAAGGGAGAGCAUGGCGCCUGUCCACAGAUCAGCACCUCUGGACACAUCCGGCCCUCUUUUAUCCCCCAAGAGGUCAAACUGUCCAUCGAAGGACGCUCCAAUGCAGGGAAGUAGCAACGCCGUUCUGUGGAAAUUAGGGCUGAACGAUUAAUCGAAAUCAAACCGACAUCACAAUGAUUUAGAAUGCAUGACAGUCACAUUCUGCAUUGUUUCUAACUUGCCAUCCACAGUCAUGGUUUCGUGGAAUGAAAUGCACAUGCUGCAACCUUGUCCAACAAAAAGAUAAUGCUUUUUGCUGUUUGCUUUUGUUAAUUCCCCUUUCCGUUUGGCUAGCUAACAGUCAAUUAGAGUGAUCAGUUAUCACAGACACCCAAUGCCAUUUUGCAGAUACAAUUUGGCGAAAACUGCUCACCGAUUAACGGUUUAUUUUUUCAACCCAUCUAAAAAGCACAAUGGCUGAAAAAAACAAUUUCUUAAUCCUUCACAUGCACAAAAACAAAACUGAUCGACUAUCUAGUAGCAAUUGGUAAACGGAAAUAAACACGCAUUACCUGGGAGAGAUUUUUAAAUAGUUUUUUAUGACAGAACUUUACCUGUCCCAAAAUUCAAAGCACAUGAAAGUACAUCUAUAUUUCCACCAUUUUAUCUACCACCUUUUUAUAGAAGGAACACAUUUUUCCCAGAAGUAACAUCAAGAUAGCGAAACACAGCACUAAGAAAAGCAAUUCAAGUUUCAUUACUUUGGAAAAAAAAUGAAGGAUGGGGGGGUAAACAAAAAUUGCCAUGAAAAUCUGAGCAAAAAAAAUAUUCGCGGGUAAAGUUCUGCAGUAUAAGUGGCCCCCGAUCAUUUGGUUGUCAUUUUAAAUACACGUGAUGAGGACCUUGAAAAAACAAAUCACAUAUUAAAUUGCAAUCACAAUACUUUGGAAUUGCAAUUAGAUUGUAUUCCAAAAUCGUUCAGCCCUAGUAGCAGCUGUGGAGGAGACCGUUUACGGAUGGAGAAAAGAGUGAGAAUGUAGCCUGAGAAUGUUGAAGAUUCUUUGCACAUCCAACUGAAAAAAAUAUCUACAGUAUAUCUAUAUGUUGUUCUGGCUCCACGUCACUCGCCCUAAGGGAGAAGUUUGUAGUUUCCAGGAAUAGUCCUCGUACACUGCAUUUCUCCUCCCUCUGUCACCACUUCCUCACUGGAGGUCACCCCCUCUUAUGGGAAUGCACUUCCUGAUUGGAAUGCACUUGGACGACUCCAGCUUGCGUUUGGAGCCCUCCAAUCUUGAAUCCAUUCCUGUCGGCCGGUGUCUGUUGCGCGACGCCGACACACGAAGCGCAGCGCGUUCCGUCGCUCGUCUUACAAUCCAACUUGUUAAGAAUCAAUCACGCCCUCUUUUUGUCCACUAACACCUCCGUGUGUUUAUGUCUGUCUAUGUGUGCUUAAGUACAACAAACUGGAAUCCGUGCUUUAUUCAUUCCAGUAUCGUCAGCGAGUCCACCCUACCAACUCAUCUCCUCGAUGUACCACAGAGACCUCCUUAAACAGCAGACUGUGACCUUGGGGAAUGACCCAGAGAAUCACGUUUGCCUUUGUCUCGAGUCUGCGCAUUUACCAAAAUUUAAGCAAUAGAGCCCACAGCGGGGCUAUCCUCAUUAGAUAUUUUUCCAAAAAAAAAGUCCACCUUGUCUCACCCCAACUUAAAUAUUGAUGCACUAUUUCCAUCCUCCAUUUUCUAAGCUUGUUGAUUCCCCAUCUCGCUGAUGUUUGAUCACAUUUUCUUCUUGUAUUUUCCUCUGUUUGUCCGUGGUUAAUUAGUCAACAAACUUUUGUCUCACCCCACGCGAAGGGAAUAUGUUUGGAAAACUGACAUGCAUUUAAAAAAAAAUGUUUACAAAUUAGCCAAGAUGAAUGCUGCAGUUUCCUCCCGCUCACUGAAGAUAUAAGUUCAAUUCGAAGACACGGAAACAUGCAAAGGUUUUAGUAAUUAGGCAGCACAUCAUGCACGCCGAAACAUUCCUACUAAAAAAAUAUGACUUCCAACUGGCUGUUUUGCUUUGUGUUGAGCAGAAAAUGUUUACGUUAAAAAUGUCUGGCCUCUGGCCUUAUCUAAAAAAAAAGUAAUUACAGGGUGUCUCUUAAGUCAGGACACUUAAAUAUUUUCAAGAAGUUACAUUUCCAACAUUCCAUUGAAUUCGAAUACAGUGUUCCCCACAUAUUCAUAUUUUUUUUCAUGGCAGUAACCUACCCUCUAACAAAAAAGUGGUGCUUUGGUGGUAUCUUUGUGCCAAGGAACCAUGUUGAAGCGAUGGUAGGAGUUUCAUUUCGUUAUGACAUAUCCUUAUCUAAUAGAAAAAUGUUGUGCUUUGGCACCAUUUUGAGAUCUAGGAACGGGUAAAUAGUCACUUAUAGUACAAAGCACCUUACAUGGUUUCCUUAUUUACUUAGCAACAUAAAGAGGAACUGGGGGUUCAGCGUCUUGCUCAAGGACACUUAGACAAGGUCGCAAUGGCCAGGGAUUGAAUCCUGAACCUCUGGGUUGGGGGACGAUCCCCCCACCACUGAGUGCGGUGUGCCAAAGGUAGUGCUGAGUCAUCGUCUUGUUGCAUAUAUGGGCAAUUCACCAAGUACCGGUACUCAAAUAGUAGGAGGAAAAAACGUAUUAACGUCUUUUAAAUAAUUUGCAACAUUUGUUAGGCAAAUUGUUGAUGCCUUUUGCAAAAUUCAGGUAAACUCAAUGCAAUAACUCAACAUUGCUGUCAGUUAUAUGUCCCGACUUCAGGGACGCCCUGUAUGAGUGAUUUUGAUGCUAUUUGCAAUACGGCUGCCUUUUUCUUUUUUUUUUAAAUACACGUCGUCUCCUAUGCAGUAAACACAGCAGGACCGCUCAGCCGAUUGCUAGUUUGCUCUGCCGUUCUUCUCUCUGCUUGUCAUUGUGGCUGUUAAACAGCAGCUGGGCAACCAACCUGCACUAGAAUACGUGCUCCCGCUUGCCAUGCAAUUCUGAAAACAAAUAAAACCUCAGUGGAACUCUUCAGAAGAGGCCAAAAAAAUGUUUUAACCCGCAUAUGUUCGUAAUAUAUAGUAAUAGUGUUCCCAACCUUUAUUCACGCAAGGCACAUUUUCUGAGAAAAUUCUCACAGUACACCAUCAAAAACCAAACUCACAAGACGUAUACUCAACGCACAGGAACUUAAAAAUGUCGGGCUGCGGGGGGUGGGCAAUUACAGUGCACUAAAACCUUUAGAGGUGACCUUAAUUUGACCUCCAAAACUUUGAAUGUACAUGUCCAACAAUUGUUGGAAAUGUUUCAGAAGCUCAAUGGCAAAAAUCUCUAACAGAUGUUUGAUCCAUUACCUGGUUCUGCUACAAUUGGACAUCAGGACACCUAGAGCAGUGAUUCCCAACCGUUAUUGAAGCAAGGCACAUAUUUUAAGUUCGACAAAUCGCACGGCACACCACCAAACAGAAUUGUCACAAACAGAGGAUACAUAAGUCCAUUUCAUAUGGACUUAUGUAUCAAUGCCAUCAAAGUUGCUGGCAUUGAUAGAGAGACAAAGAUACAUUUAUUUGUUGUGCGCCGUCACUCUGGCUGGAAAUCACUGUUUCAUCUGAGAUUUUCUUUGACGGUGGCGCGCAAACACCCCAUACGAACGCCAAUGAUUUAUAUGUCAAUAGAAAAGAAUUUAACUCCAGGUUUUUUUAUUUGGUGGGCAGCAGAAAUAUUACCCUGUGCUGCCACACAUAUCGCACAUGCCAGAGUCUGCCACUAGUUUAGAGGUCUAAUUAAGUUCACUUUUCAAGUGCGUUAAUGAAAUUAACUUUUUGUGAGGAUACUAAAAUAAUGGUGAUGUCGUCUUCAUUUACUUCAUAGUCUGUGUGAAAUGGGCCUGCUUAGCUGAAAAAAAAUAUAUUCUGUUAUAUGAAUGAUGGCUGUACAAAUGGAAAAACGGAUACAUUGUAGUUUCUGCCAUCUAUGCAUUGUUGUUGUCACAAAAUCAUUUUGGAAUCAAUCUAGAGUAAGAUCAAUAUGAUUUAAGGCCAUUAUGCAAACAGGUUUUUGAAAUUGUGAUUUUUGCAAGACUUGGGAAAAAACGUAGGCCUGUUCGGAAAACGUUUCCCCACCCCUGAUUUAGUGUCAACAAUCGCAAGGUAUUCAUCCCAUUUCGGGUCGUGAGCUUUGCCGCCUCUGUCUUUACCUUUUGGCCACCGGGGGCCCUCUGUUAUGUUGUUGUUGUGCCACACCAGCCUUUUUUUUUCACUUGUUUUGACAUGGCUGACGGUGUGUUGCUGUGAGUACUUGCACUAAAUAUCCCCUUCUUGGCAGUGUUGUCGCUGUCGUUUGAAGAAUCGCAGGGCAGAAAGUCCUUUGCGCAUCUAUUCGAGAUCCUGAGGUUUAUGUACUAGAAUGCUUUUUGUCCUCACUAGUAGAACUUUGGAAAAGAAGUCAGACAAGUCCAAGGUACUCAGGAAGAAAAACUGCACACCAGUUGACAUCUACAUACUACUAGUUAAGCGCUAAAUGUUCGGAGAAUUGCAUUUUAUAUUCUUGCUAUUUUCUGUUCGGUGUUCUGUAAAGCGCUUUGUUACCGCUUCAGCUGUUCUGAAAGCGCCAUAUAAAGAUGUAAAGAGGUCAAAAUAAGCUAUUCGAAUCAAUUGAAUCUAAAUAUACUUUCUUUUUGAUGAUUUGACAUUAUUUCCAAGAUAUUACUCAAGUAAAUAUCUGUUACAUACGUUGUAGAAAAAUGUGCUUCAUUGCCGUUGUGGAAAAUUGUGCGACUAAUUUGUUGAAAAUUUCUCAUUGCUUGACAACACACACACACAAUUUAUAUAUGAGUUUUAUAAUGUUCCUACUCUCUAGCAUGCGAGUACAAUCUUGAAGUUUCAGCCUUUAUUUGGUCUGCUGUGCCGAAUUGUCUUAUUAGUGAGGACAAUGAGCGCAGUCGUAUGUGGACCUUAAGGUGAAUAUGGAAUAAAUGCUCAAUCACUUGCCCGAGUUGUGUGCCGUUGUCAUACACGAGCUUUGACCGCGAUUGUUUGAUGCCUUAACUCCCGCUUUGUACAAUAUGUGCGUGUGUGUGAGUGGUGGUGGACUUCCCAGAGAUGAAUUUUGAGGAAACAAACAAACAAACAAACAAACAAAAAACAGAACAGUUUCUAGUUUAAAGAUGUAUUUUUCCCCGAUUUUGAUGUUCUUAUUUUGGGGGCACAAAAUGACACUGCUUUGUAUGUGAAGUUGUGAUGUGUAACUGCGUAAGAAAAAAAAAUGUAUUUUUUUUCUCCUCUCCAAAUGCCUAAAUCUGCAAAACAUAUGCAAAGAUGUAAAUGUAACAUUCAAUCCUCAAGUAUAAUCCAGGUCGUCUGAACUUUGUAUAAUGACUUUUACUAUUUUAUGGUUGUACCGAUAUGUAUUGAUCGUUUAUCAAAAGCCUUAUAGAGUUGUCCACCCAAAGUGCACCCUUAGAACUACCCUACACCUACCUGAAUUUAACAAAGCAUUAAUAUUUCUAUUUUCUUGUUUCUUUUUUUAAUUAUUAUUAUUUGUACCCUUUUAUUGGAUAAAUUAGAUUUGUACUGUAUAUUUGUACCUCUGUGAACUACUUAGGCCGUUUAUUAUUAUUUUUUUGGUUCUUUAUUUUUGUUUGGCUGUUUGAAUUUUAUGUACUUUAAGGACACAAAGAUAUUGUAUUUUUAUUGUUACAGCUAACUUGGAGAUGUUGCAUUCAACAUGUUAAGACGACACAAUAUAAUAUAUAUACAUAUAUACAUAUAUAUACACAAAUAUAAAUCUAAACUAUUAUCAAAAUGGUGUCCUAUUUGUCUGUUGUAUUGGUUGUGAAAUGUUUCCAUGUACACAAAAGGCCCAUUUCUCGCAUAUUGUUUACAAUCUGUGUUGGUGAGCUCUUCCCCUUCGCUGAGAUAAUCCAGCCACUUCAAUCAGUCACAUGUCGUGUUGAACUUGGACUGCGACAACACCCAGACCUCAGAUGUAUGUUUUGCUGUUUUAUUAUUCAAUUUUUUCUCCAAUGAAUAGAUCAUCGGUAAAAAAUAGACCGUUAUAGAUUUUUUAAGGCCUAUGCCAAUACUUGUAUUUGGCAGAAUAAAAUUAAACUAAUUGUCCGAUUAGCUAAAAAAUAUUGAGAAUAAAUACAAUAACUUCCAUUUUUUCCCCUUAACAGACAGCAAAAUGAAUUAGAGGCAUUUACGCCCCCUCCACCCCCAAGAGAGAAGAUAACAUUUUAUUUGUAAGUACACCUCUGCAUAGCAUUGUAUCCUUAACAUGAAAGAAAACAAUGAAGAAUCACUUUAUUAAAAUGUGUGUCACAGAAAA